Molecule: messenger RNA, 792 nt
Organism: Acaulospora morrowiae
Lineage: Eukaryota; Fungi; Glomeromycota; Glomeromycetes; Diversisporales; Acaulosporaceae
Source: the annotation of a GenBank genome assembly
AUGGAUUCUUUCAAAUUAUUGCAUUUCAAACUCUCAGCGGAAGACUUUGAACCUAUUAGUCCCAUAAAUUGCCAGCCAUUCGUAUGGGACACAGAAACUGAUGAAGCCCACCAAAUGCCCGAAGUUGAAAAAUGGUUUAAGAAAGCAUUAAACCUACCAGGAGGUUUUCAUGUGAAAGAUGUCCAUACACAAAUUAAAGAACGACAUUUAAUAAGUUCCAAUAUUACUUUAAGGGGCGGUACCGAUAUUUCCAUUAAAAUAAGUGCUAACGACUGUGUUUGGAUUGAAACCAAGAAAAAAAUGGAGGAUUUUAAAGAGGGUCAAGCUAUCGGAAAAUUAUUCAUAGUUGAUAAUAUAUCUGUUACAAAAUCUAUGUAUGUCUUAACUGAUUGCAAUGACAAUUGGAUUAUUUACUUUUUUAUGAAGACAGAGAACCACCAAUAUUUAGCAUCAUCUAAAAUUAAUGAUCGCAGCAUUACUUUGGCAAUAAUUAGAGAGUUUGCACUUGAUGAAGGGAAAUUUAUUCAUAGUGAAAUAGGAAGACUUGUUACAUAUGAAGCAAAUUUACCCGAACCACUUAAAAGGAAAGCAAUAAUGGAUGAACCUAUACCCGUAGAGGUUGAUGACAGAAUGGCAGACCUAAUCGAUGAUAUGACCGAAAAAGAAUUAUUUAACAUGUCGAUGCGCAAAAGAUUGAGAUUGGCAAAAAGUUUUGUUAAAAGAGAAGAACAUCCAAUUAUAGAUGAGUAUAUUAGGCAGUUUAGUGAUGAUUAUGAUCCACCCCACCAUUGA